UCCCUUAAACUCAACAAGUGUGCCCAUUACAUAUGUCCCAAACUAACAAAAGAUUGAUCCAAAGUCCAAACCAUUGACCGCCCUAAAAGAUGAAGACCUUCAAAACUUCCAUUCUCCAGGAGAAAAAGUAACACGCAAACCCACAUCAAGUUUGUAUAACCAUGGAUUACUCCUACACACAAACCCCUCAACCUGACCCUAACCAAUACCAGCACCCAUACCAAUCUCAACCUCAACAACCACCACCACCAUAUGACCCUUCAACAAUUCAACCCUAUGAUCCUCACUCAUACUAUUAUUCCUAUGAUCCAAACCACCACUACCAAUAUUUCAAUCCCACAUCCCAAGAUUACACCACUAACCCCCAAUUGUACCAAGAACCCACUUCGAUUCAUCCUCCCGGCGUCCCGAUUCCGGCGCCUCCGCCGCAGCCGGCGGAUUCCGACGCCGCCCAGUUGCAGAAUGCGUAUUAUGGACAUGGGGUUGUGGAGAAUCAGCACCAGCAGCCAAUCAAUUCGGGUUCGGCUUCGGGUCAGGCAGCGGUUUCGGAGAUAACCCAGAUUCCGGGGAAGGUGGAGGUGGCGCAGGUAGCCUCGCAACCACCGAUUGGGCAAACUCCAUAUAGAGGUGGAGGAAGGAGGGGCAAUAGGCCCUUCCGAGGGGGUGGUCGGGGCCAUUUGGGUUACCAUGGUCAUGGACCAGAUGGCUCGGCACCACCUUUGCAUGGUAGGGGACGUGGCCAGGGUGGUGGUAGGCACUUUCAACUGUAUGGUGCUGCAUCGAGCAAUCCAAAUUCAGCAUCUGUACCAGCUGAAGGCGCAGCUUCUUUAAAGCAGUCGCCUUCAGCAUUGGUCCCUUUGCAGGCACCAUUACCUGUACCAACACAAGUGUCUUCUGCUUCAUUCUGGCGACUUCCUCGUAUGGCUUGGUGUGAACUUUGUAGGGUUGACUGCAACACUCUUGAAACCCUUGAGCAGCAUAAAAAUGGAAAGCGGCAUAAAAAAAUUCUGCAGGUUCAUGAGGAGUUGCAGAAACACAACAAAGUCAAUACUGAACAGCAGAAUGCACAAAUGCCCAACAAUGAAUUAAAACCAGAAGUUGGUCAGACUGAGAAAGUUGACGGAUCUGAGGAAAAGCAACCCUCAGAAGAAAAACUGACCUCAGAAGAAGUUACUGAUGAUAAUAGAAAUGAAACAGAUCAAAGAGAAGCAGUGGGAAAUUCUGAAGCUUCUGAAGAACCUGAGAACAAGUCCAGGGAUCACUUUGCAGCUCGGGGACGUGGAUUCAAGCGUAGGAUGCGAGGGGGUCGAGGGGCUAAGUAUAUGAGGACAUAUGAAGGAUCAAGAAGACUAGUUGAGCCUCCUAAACCCAAAGUGAUUCCUUUCAUAUGUGAAUUGUGCAAUGUCAAGUGUGAGUCACAGGUGGUUUUUGAUAGUCAUUUGAGUGGUAAAAAGCACCUAGCAACCCUCAAGAGGUUUCAAAGCCACCGAGCUUUGUAUGGAGAACAGGGACUUCAAGCACUUUACCCACCUAACUUAACUGCUGCGUCAACUUCAGUCACCCCUCAUGUAGAGCAAGCCACCCCACAUGUAGAGCAAGUCGCCCCUCCUCAUGUACAGCAAGUUAGCCCUCCUCGUGUACAGCAAGGUGUCAUUGAUCCGCAGGUCUUCUUGGCGCAAGUCCAGCAAGGUGGCAAUGAUCCUGAGGUCCUGUUGGGCAAACUAUUGAUGUCUUAUAUGCUCUCUAAAACCCAAGCACAAGAAAUAGCACCCGCUCCAGGGCCUACAUCUACCGUGGCCACAGCUCCAGGAACAAAUAUUGCAACUCAAAAUCAACUGCAGUCACAUAUCCAAGGAUUACUAGCGAUGUGUCAAAAUGGGUUCCAAAAUGCAGUUAUGGUGGGCGCCAAAAGUCAGCCGCAAUCUGGCACCUUGAAUUCUGAAGCCCCAGCAGCCGGAAACAGAGACACAAACACUGGGAACGGAACUUUGCAGAUUCAUGCAAAGGAGGAAAGUGUUCCUAAAAAUGAUUCAGUUGUGGCGCCAGCAGAGAACGCAGGCCCAAGCAAGCAAGUUUCUGAAAAAGCAUCACUUGAAGAAUGUGAAGUUGCCUCGGCCUCCAGUUCAGCCAGAACCUGAAUUCCAAAUGCAAGGGCCAGAGUCCAAGAAAGAGUAGCCAACUGAAUAGAUCCAGUUGCAUAUUUUAUUUUGGAGAAACCACUGGACUAGCAAGGUUCUAAGCUAGACCUUUCAUUCUUUCAAUGACCCCAGUAAGAUGUAUUCAUUU
Molecule: messenger RNA, 2286 nt
Organism: Rosa chinensis
Lineage: Eukaryota; Viridiplantae; Streptophyta; Magnoliopsida; Rosales; Rosaceae
Exons: 2
Coding region: 162-2138 (658 amino acids)
Molecular function (GO): zinc ion binding; nucleic acid binding
Source: RefSeq, a predicted model, not a curated record